AUGCGGGACUGGGGAGACGGCCUGCCGCAGGAGCUUCUGGAGUGCAUUGCCGGGAGGCUCACGUCGGCCGGCGACGCCGCCGCCUUCCGUCUUAUCAACCGCUCAUGGAAGGCCGCGUUGCCGUUCUCGAGAUUCGCGCCGGUGCAGAUGCUGCCCUUCGACCCAAACUCGCCGGAGGUCGCCGUAACCUUCAGCCGGCCGACGCACGACGGGGUCGGGGAGACGUUCACGAGGAACCUCCCCGCGGUGCGCGGCAAGGUUGUCUGCGGAUCUUCCUGCGGCUGGGUCGCCCUAAUGGACGAAGCCGGCUCCCUGACGCUUCUCAAUCCAUUCACGGGCGCCACCGCCGAGCUCCCGCCCGCCAACGCCACCGUCGCGGCCAACUCCAGGAGACGCGCACGCGCGUCAGUGGUCGACGGGCGCAGCCGCUGGGUUCUCGAAACUUCUCCCGACGGCCUGCAGCUGGGCCAGGAGGAGGAGCAGCAGCCUGUGGUCACGCUAGGCGAGAUGAGACAUGUCUUCUUCCGGGAGAUCGUGCUGUCGUCGCCGCCCGACUCCGGCGGCGUCUGCGUGGCCAUGGCGGUGCUCGCGGCAUCCAGGGCCGUCAUGUACUGCCGCGUCGGGCCCGGCGGAGCGUGGACGCGGCUCAACAGCAGGCUGCCAGGCUGCGUCAGCACCGCCGUGCACUGCCGCGGCAACAAGUUCCUGGCCCUCGGAUACAACGGGGAGGUCUCCAUCUGUGAGUGCGACACCGACGGCGACAUGGCCGCCGCCGGUGCAGCUUAUAUGGGCGGCACCAUUGUUCCGCCCAGGCUCUUCUGCCGCCGCGGGUACCUAAUGGUGGACGGCGAGCUGCACCUCGUCGGCACCUCUAGGCGAAGGUUCCAGAACGCGGCCACCACCUACCGGACGCACGUCUACAAGUGCAAUGUCCUCGGCAGGACGCCGGCGUGGACCAGGGUGAAGAAACUCGAAUGGACCUCGCAAAAGAAAGGAAAACCUCGGAAAGACAAGAAAUUCGACCAGAUGACAUUGCUGGUGUCGAACAGAUUCACGACGGGCUGCAGUGGACCAACCCUCUCUGGGCUCGCUUCCAACUCUGUCUACUUCUGCGAGCCUAUCCAAGCAUAUGGACACAAAGGAUCACUGCAGCCGAUGGACAACAAAAGAUUAGGUAUAAUGUGCAAUAUAUUUGCAUGA
Molecule: messenger RNA, 1200 nt
Organism: Brachypodium distachyon (stiff brome)
Lineage: Eukaryota; Viridiplantae; Streptophyta; Magnoliopsida; Poales; Poaceae
Exons: 3
Coding region: 1-1200 (399 amino acids)
Source: RefSeq, a predicted model, not a curated record